UGCCCCUUUUUCUUUCACUGGCCUCGGGCUCGCGGCCGCUUUGGUUCGUAACGGUUGCUGCUGCAAAAUGGCGGCGCUCUCGUAUCCGCAGGCGGCGGCGACGACGACGACGACGGUGACGGCGCCAGCGCCAGCAGUAGCGGUAACGACGACGGCAACAACGGUAGCGGCAGCGGGCUCUGUCUUCCCGCGGCGGGGUAUAGGGGAAGAACAGUUGCUGCCGUCUCUGGAGCCUGAGGAGAUCGAGCGGCGCCUGCAGAGGACCCGCCAGGAGCUGAGCAACAGGCGGAAAAUCCUGGUGAAGAACCUGCGGACGGACAGCGGUAGCCAGGAGAUACAUGAACUACUCAAAGACUAUGAAUUGAAGUACUGCUAUGUGGAUAAAAACAAAGGAACUGCUUUUGUUACUUUGCUGAAUGGAGAACAAGCGUUGGAUGCCAUUCACAAAUUUCACAAGUCCAGUUUCCAGGAAAGAGAGAUAUCUGUUCAACUACAACCUACUGAUAGCUUGCUCUGCAUUACUCAGUUACCUUUGUCCUACACUCAACAACAAUUUGAAGAGCUGGUCCGCCUUUACGGGAAUGUGGAGAGAUGUUUCCUGGUGUAUAGUGAGACAACUGGUCAUUCAAAGGGUUAUGGUUUUGUCGAAUAUAUGAAGAAGGACUCUGCUGCUCGAGCUAAAUCUGAACUUAUGGGUAAACAGCUGGGACCUUGCAUACUGUAUGUGCAGUGGACAGAUGCUGAUCAUCUCUCAGCUGAUUUCCUUCACUCGAAGUGCCUUUGUAUAGAUAAAAUUCCCCACGAUUAUAAGGAUACAACGGAGCUGACAGAGCUCUUCUCUCAGAUGUUUAAGCCAGUUUUCUGUCAGCUUGCCCAGGCCUCAGGUAGCCAUCCAUCUUUUGCAGUGGUGGAGUAUGAAACUGCAGACCAAGCUGAAUUAGUGCAGCGAUCUACUGAUGGAAUAUUUUUUGGCGGUAGCCAAGCCCGCGUUUCAUUUUGUGCACCAGGGCCUCGGGGGCGCAGUACACUCGCAGCACUUAUUGCUGCUCAGAGGUUGUUGCUGAACAGCAGGAAGGGCCUUCUUCCUGAACCUAAUCCGCUGCAGAUUUUAAACAGCCUGGGUAAUCCUGUUGCAUUGCAAUUACUACUGAGGCCUUACUUCCAUGGGUAUGCUGGCAAAAAAAGUAUUUUGGGAAAUACUAGCAACGUGCCAGUUCUGCCAAAUCCUGUACUGACUGCAGCCCUACUUCAGAUAAAUCAAACACAGAAUGCUGUGUUGGGAAAUGGAGUGUUUCAGAAUCUAGUACAAAUGCAAGCAGCACAACAGCAGCUCCUGAACAAGAAGAAUCCAGCAAUCAGCAAUAAGCCCGGUUUACUCGGAGAUCCAUCUGUUUUACUUCAAGCGGCUUUGGGCCGAGGGCCAACUGCAGUGAUGAACCCUGGGAAAGGAAUUUUGGCUGAAUCACCAACUGGUAUUCCAGUUCCAGCAUUGCCUGUUGAAUUCACUAAAGUGGUUACUCAGCCGCUAGUGGGGGCCUUAUCAUUUCAGUCGAAUCAGAAACUCCUGGGACAAAAUACAAAUGAGCAUAAAGCAAUGUUGGAAAAGCCAAAUGUAGUCGUUGGGCCAUCUCCAGUUUCUGCUUCAAUGACUCAGGCACAUCUUCAAGGAAUUCCUAAUUCAGUCCUGAGUAGCUUGACCAGUCAGCAAAAACUGCAAACCCAGCCUAAAGUGUCUAUGAGUAGUGCUGUUUGGACUACUGCAGUAAGCAACCAAACGUCGUUGUUGGGAAUCCCUCCACCUGAUCUAAAAGUACCGAACAAUCCUUAUCUUAACUUUUGCAAUAUACUGCCCAAUCUGAGUUUGCAAGUUGGAAACGCCAAUAAGCAUAAUCCCGGGCAACAGCAGACUGGAGUACUGGAAUCCAUGUUAAAUCCAGCAAUUUCCAGGGCAACCACAGCACCUGAACUGCUGCAGACAUCCGCCUCGCAGUAUGCAUUUGACUGCUAUCCUGAGUACACGUCAAGCUGUGGGGAAUAUUCACAGGAUACCAUGCAACAGUGGUACCAGAGCUAUGUUCCAUCACAUAACUCCUCUGAGGCGUUUGUCGCAGGCUAUGAAAAAGAGCAGUGUGAGGUACCAGCACCAACUUUUGUUCAAACAUCCGUAGCUCCUGGUGAAAUGUUCUAUAAUCAGCAGACAUCUGUAAAUAGCAAUGUGGACUACAGUAUGGCAGUGCAAGUGGUGCCUUCGUAUUAUGCUGGAAGUCAAACCUAUUUCCCUGGAAACAUUCAAACAAGCCAAACCACCAAGCAGUCACUUGCUCCAGGGGCUGGAAUCCUGGGUCCAGCACCAGUGGGAAACCCGAUGACUAAUAUCAAGUCUCCAGUGACUGGUCAGAAACGUGCAUCUUCCUACCUCCUGCCUUCCCCUGAAGUGAGUCCAGAUGGAGGCUACGUUGGGCAGCACUCGCAGGGCCUUGGUGGUCAUUAUGCUGAUUCCUAUUACAAAAAAAAGAGGAUAUUUUGACUUAUUGCUGUGUUGUUUUUGCUGCUGUUUCCUUUUGCUUAAUGCUGGAACAUACUUUUAAAUGUGAAACUGCCCUUUGAUGCAUUUUCUGUUGAGAAAAAGUUGAUUUUUUUUAAAACAAUAUUUUUAAAUGGUUUCCUUAAGUUUUUAUGUUAAAAUAGGAUUUUUAAUCUGGUUCCCCUACUUCCCUCAUCACCUACAUCCCUUCCCCCUCCCACCUUCACAUUACCAUGCAUUUUGAUUCAUGCCUGCUAAAGGCAAUCUUGACCUCCCAUUGUUUUGAAGGCAGCUGCACAAUCUGGUUUCAAAUUUUUAUGGUUAUGGCAGAGUGGGACCAGUUUUAACUUCUCUUGAUCAGUCUUCAUUGAAUGUGCAAGAAGAAUUGUAGAGUUUUCCGCUUAAUCACACUUAAAUGUUUCACAUUAGGAUGUAUUAAGAUUUUUGGUAGGAGGGAAGGAAGAUGGUCAUGGGGAAAACAUUGAAUUACUUUGCCUCCCCCCAGCUAUCUUUCUCUCCAAUAAUUUCACAUCAGGUACACCUCUACAGUUUAGUUAUUGAAUUGCACUUUUUACAGAUUUGUUUGCAUAUGUGGAAUGUUUUUAAUGUAUAUGGGAAUUAGCUUUUUACCAUGGAUGAACCACUUGUUGUCUGACUGCACUAACUGACAUUUAUUUGAUGUAGUUGUCUUCAUUUAUUUACACGUUGCAGUAUGGCCUGCUCCCACUGACCAAAGCAAAAAUGUUAGGGUUUUGUUGUGUGUAAUACAUCAUAUCGCACUUAAAAUUUAAAAUACUUUGUUUUUUUGGCUGCUUUGAAGGUUCUUGUUUUAUUGAUGGGAUGAUUAUACUAUGAAGUAAUUUUUAAUCUGAUUCAUGUAUUUCUGUUUUGAUUUAAUAUGGUAUGUGAAUUACAAUUACUUAGGGACUGUGGUGGUAUAGUCCUAGUUUUAAAAAAAGUUUCUAACUUUUACCAGGGAAAAGCAGGAGUGCAUUUCACUACACUUGAAUCAUAAACUGUGGUUUACUUCCCUGUUUUCUUUUUGAAUAGUAAACAAAGUAAAAGUCUUAAUCACUUUUCUGUUUUUCUUUGUUCUUUUUAGAUUUUUUUCUUGCAAGGUGAAUUUUGUGAUUUUAGUAGCUUUAGACUGAAAGCUGGUACUGGCUCCAGAUACCCAAGGUAUUAUCUUUAAUAUUAUAGUGCUACAACAUAAAUGGGACAGUACUUGAGUCCAUGAAGGUAUCAUGAUUGAGCUGACUGGGUUAGUUUCUAUGGGGCUUUUACGAAACAGACAUGGUUAUAUUCAGGAUUGCUUACUAUUACUGGCUACCAUUCUGUUCCAGCAAUGGAUGAUUAUAUCAAUUAAUACAAGUUAUCAAUAUGACUUUUAAAAAAAAUUACAUUACUACUUUAAAUCUUUCACAUCUAAUGCCAGAAAAGUAGGGAGGAGAUUGUAACGUGUUAAACUAAUCUACUUUUUGUUAGGGCAUUCCAUAGCACACACCUGAAUCUGGGAAGUCAGUUUUUUUGCUUAGGGAUUGAAGCAGGUAAACCCGGAGAGAUUAGCAGUAGGUUCAGUGUUUUGUUUUCUUGUAUAAGGUUGAAUAUAAUCUGGAGGGUGCUUUUAAGUUUCAAUUAGGAACAUACAAAUUAAGGGCAGGAGUAGGCCAUUUUAAGCCCCUUCACCAUUCAAUAAGACCAUAACUGACCUGACUAAUCAAAGAUUCACAUUUCCAGUUAUCCCUGAACCUUCAAAUCCCUUUACAAGAACUUGUAUAUUCUGCCUUAAAAAUAUUUAAGGACUUUGCUUCCACCAUCUUUUCAAGAAGGGAACGUUCCAAAGACUGGC
Rhincodon typus (whale shark) is the source of this 4373-nucleotide messenger RNA. It is a transcript of the gene raver2, whose product is annotated as ribonucleoprotein, PTB-binding 2. The transcript is spliced from 16 exons. Bases 68 to 2527 code for a protein of 819 amino acids. Gene Ontology annotation, molecular function: mRNA binding. Gene Ontology annotation, cellular component: cytosol. Lineage: Eukaryota; Metazoa; Chordata; Chondrichthyes; Orectolobiformes; Rhincodontidae. The record is from RefSeq and is a predicted model, not a curated record.